Messenger RNA from Penicillium crustosum, 924 nucleotides. RefSeq lists its product as uncharacterized. The transcript has a single exon. The coding region runs from base 1 to 924 and encodes 307 amino acids. NCBI's taxonomy places the organism in Eukaryota, Fungi, Ascomycota, Eurotiomycetes, Eurotiales, Aspergillaceae. The record is from RefSeq and is a predicted model, not a curated record.
AUGAUUUUCGUUAGCAAUGGUGUUGACACGCCUGUGGCGGAGUCAAAUCGUGUAAAUACAACGCUGGGCGUAGUACAGUUCAUUGCCCGACAAAAGGACUUACCCCCAGACCGGCUUCUCAAGACAAUGUCAUCGACGGAUGGUUUCGAAGCAACGGAAUGCGCCAUCGUGCCAGUCGUACGGAGCUUCCGACCUUCUGUCGAAAACAAUGUGUAUAAGGAAGAGACGCUCGCUACAUGGGGCCAGUCUAGCCUUAUACGCGGAGAUCGCCUUGUUGCGCAUUACGAUCUCGUUCCACCCUGGGGCCCUGAGAUGGGGACUGACCAGCCCAAUCAGGUGUUCGGCUACGACGUCAUGUCCUCCCGCGUAAUUACAAAAUUUGUACAGGAUAUCCUCACAGGCCACCUAAGUAAUAGUUACGGCGCCCUGUACUACCUAUCCACCGUGCCCGACCCGAUAUACGCAGGUCGCGACAUCCUCGUGGCGUUGGGCGAAGGUGAGGUUGUCGGUUGUGGUGAUUAUCUCCCGUCGAGACUGAACUGCACUAUGGAAAACAUCGCCCAAGCAGUCUCGAAAAGCUUCCGGGACUCGCGCUAUAGGUUGAACGCAGAGGAUGAAUCCGGGAGAGCCGUCGGGCGUGUUCGGAUCAGCGUUACGCAUGUCGGUGUGCGGUGGGCGUGGAUCGUGCUUCCAGUGCUGGUGUUGCUCUUGGGAAUACUGGUGCUUGUCGGAACUUUAUGGAAGGCUCGACAAAGAUGUAUUCCCAAGUGGAAGAAUGACCUGUUGCCGCUGUUGUUUCUAUACAGCGACAUGACGGAUGAAAAGGCUGGGGGCUUUGGCUUGCCGGCGCAGGGAAGUCUCAGCCAUACUAAGCAGAUGAAAGUGAGGUUGGAUACGAGCGAUGGUCGGAUCCUGUUGCGGUAG